UCCAGCGGCAUUUGGUAUGAUCAAGUCGCUAUGGGACUGUGAAUUGGAGGAGAGAAAAACCGUUUCUAAAAUUUUGUCUGUGCCUAGAUAGCCUAGAUUUGUACAUUUCUUUAGUCUCUAAGUCUCUGCCCAUCUAAAAUUUUUCUUGGAGACUAAGGAAACUGCAAGUGGCAGCUUAUAAAAUGAACGCUGACCAUCUGGCCAGCGUUUUUCUUCAAAAGUGAUGGCUUUUUUUGGUCCGAUGUUGAACUGAUCGACUAGAACAUUUCUGUUCACACUUUUGAAACUGCUGGUGCUGGUUUUGAACAUCCCUCAUCGUUUGCUCAAUGUCGGUGGAUCUACUUCUACAAGUUGGCACCCACCCGCGGUCAUCCUUCAGCUGCAUACAUAAUUGUACACGUUUAUCUAUCCCGCCCCUAUUACAUGCUGCUGGGUCAUAAGCCACGUGAGUGACCAUCACUGCAAUACUAUUCGAAAAUGAAAACAGAGUGGAAUGAGUUGGGUGUUAAACUUAGCGAACCAAUUCUUCGGACCUUGAAAGAUCUUAACUUCACGAAAACAACACCCGUUCAAGCUGCAUGCAUACCUCUGUUGCUGCAAAAGAAAGAUGUUUGUGCUGAAGCAGUCACAGGCUCAGGCAAAACAUUGGCAUUCAUCAUUCCCAUUUUAGAAAUUUUGCUGGCACGAUCUACACCACUGAAAAAACAUGAAAUCGGGGCCCUUAUAAUAUCCCCUACAAGAGAAUUGGCAUCACAAAUUGAUGAAGUUUUGACAAAGUUUCUAAUUAACUUGCCCCAGUUUACCCACCUUCAAAUGAUUGGAGGUGCUCAUACUGUUGUACAAGAUAUUAAAGACUUUACCAGUCAUGGAGCUCACAUUAUUAUCACUACACCUGGGCGCUUUAUGGAUCUUCUUAUUCGACAGGGUGACCAUAUUAACCUUGCUGGAGGACUGAAGUCAUUGGAAAUUCUCAUCUUGGAUGAAGCAGAUCGUCUGUUGGACCUGGGAUUUCAUGCUACCUUGAACACAAUAUUGGGUUUUCUUCCGAAACAAAGAAGAACAGGUCUUUUCUCUGCUACCCAAACUAGAGAGGUUGAAUCAUUGGCUAGAGCUGGGUUGAGAAAUCCAGUAGCAGUUACAGUGAAAGAAAAGAAUUUGAACAAUGAUGGUUCAAGAACACCAGCUUCCCUGGCCAAUUAUUACAUGGUGGUUGAAGGGGACCAGAAAUUAGCUGUUUUGAUAACUUUGAUGAAAACCAAAGCUCCUGGCAAAUUCAUGGUUUUCAUGUCAACUUGUGCAGCCGUUGAAUAUUUUUCACUCAUUCUAAAACAUUUUUUGCCUUCGGUUACUGUGAUGAGUAUUCACGGAAAACUGAAAACGACCCGCUUCAAAAUCUUUGACAAGUUCAGAAGCCUCAAAACCACCGGACUGUUGGUUUGCACUGAUGUCAUGGCCCGCGGUAUCGAUAUUGCUGACAUCGACUGGGUGUUUCAGUUCGAUGCACCUUCGUGUGCAUCGGAUUUCGUUCAUCGUUGCGGAAGGACUGCCCGAAUCGGUAAUCGGGGAACAGCACUAGCCUUUCUCCAACCCAAUGAAGAGCCUUACGUCCACUUCAUUGACAUCAACCAAAAGGUGAAGUUAACCCAUAUGGAAUUGCCUGAUGACCUGCCCGUUAACUUGGCUGAAAUUCGACAAAUGCAGCAGAACGAUCGCGCACUGAUGGACAAGGCCACUAGAGCGUUUGUUUCUUACAUACACUCUUACGUCAAACACGAAUGUUCCGUACUACUUCGCGUCAAAGAUUUAGAUUUUGGUCGUUUGGCCGUAGGUUUCGGUCUCCUUACACUCCCGAAAAUGCCCGAGCUCAAAAAUAGAAAGACGGAUUUCUUUCAGCCGGUCAGCAUUGAUCUCAACUUGAUCACCUACAAGGACAAGGCCCGAGAAAAGAUACGACAAGAGAAAUUAGCCAUCUACCGCGAGACGGGAGUUUGGCCGUCAUCGAAAGCCAAUUCCGGACCAAUGAAGAAAAACGAGUCCUGGUCGGAGAAGAAGGCACAGAAAUGUCGCAAGAAGGAGAAGAAAAAGCUCAGAGUGGAACAGAAGAAACGUAAACGUGCUGCCGUCGACGAAGAUGAGUGGAACGAGCUGGCCCGUGACGCUCGGCUCCUCAAGAAAUUGAAAAAGCGAAAGAUCUCCGAGAAAUCUUUCGAGAAACAGUUCAACAACAAAACCGAGGCUGCUGCACCUGCCGAAGAAGCGUGAGACAAGACCUGAAACUGACGAGUUUAUUUACAUAUUUUGUACCGAUAAUAAUUUUUUUUCCCCUCACCAAAUCACGGCUACAACAGCAAACAGUUACAACAACAACAUGUUGAAAGUGAAACAAAGAAAUGAACGACUUUAUCGAAUUCAA
Molecule: messenger RNA, 2413 nt
Organism: Daphnia pulicaria
Lineage: Eukaryota; Metazoa; Arthropoda; Branchiopoda; Diplostraca; Daphniidae
Product: ATP-dependent RNA helicase DDX55-like
Exons: 14
Coding region: 478-2262 (594 amino acids)
Cellular component (GO): nucleolus
Molecular function (GO): RNA helicase activity; nucleic acid binding; ATP binding
Source: RefSeq, a predicted model, not a curated record